This is a messenger RNA of Rotaria sp. Silwood1, 321 nucleotides long. The record is from the annotation of a GenBank genome assembly. NCBI's taxonomy places the organism in Eukaryota, Metazoa, Rotifera, Eurotatoria, Philodinida, Philodinidae.
AUGGCUCAACAAGAACUGUUACAAUAUGUCAAUAGCUAUAACUCAUCUUGCCAGUUUCAUCUAGCAGAUACUUUCAAUCUUAUUCUUUUCGCACCUUGUGGUGGUAGUCUAACGCCGACUGAUAUGCCCAAUCGAACACAAGGAGGUUGUCGUCGUCCAGGACCAUAUUGCACAUAUACGUACAACGAUACAUGUCUUGAUGGUGAUCCUUGUGAAACAACGAUAGUUCAAGAUACUCUUAGCGAUCAAUUUAUGGAGAAUGUCGCCGCAGCAUUGAAUAACACAUAUGGUUUAGAACCAUUCGUUGUCAUUGGCAAAUGA